AUGAGCAGCAACACGCACCACCUGCGGAAUGGCACAGCGAAGACGACGCAGCCGCGGAAGGCAAUUACGCUCGAGACCAUGAACCAGCACCUGCGCAAGGCCGACUACGCCGUGCGUGGCCGGCUCGCGAUACGCGCGGAGGAGCUGCGCGAGAAGCUCAAGGAGCAAAACCAUAACCUGCCGUUCGUCGAGGUCGUCAACGCGAACAUUGGCAAUCCGCAGGCCAUGGACCAGCGACCGAUUACCUUUUUCAGACAAGUGCUCGCGCUGGUGCAGUACCCCGACCUGCUCGAGUCCGAGGCCGCGACGACGAUAUUCCCUGCCGACGCCCGUGAGCGUGCGAGCGUCUUGCUGCGUGAAAUUGGCUCGGUCGGUGCGUACUCGCAGAGCCAAGGUGUUCCCUACAUCCGGCAGUCGAUUGCGGACUUUAUCGCCCAGCGCGACGGCUUUGCGGCCGACCCGAACGACAUCUACCUCGCAGGCGGUGCGUCGUCGGCGGUCACGUCGCUGAUGACAACAAUCUGCAACGGCCCGCAGACGGCGGUCAUGAUCCCUGUGCCGCAGUACCCGCUCUACUCUGCCUCGCUCACGAUUGAGAACGCGACCGCGGUGCCUUAUCUGCUCGACGAGUCCACCUGCUGGGGCACCGACACCGCGUACAUUGCCUCUGUCAUCCGGCAGACGAUCGCCUCCGGCGUCAACCUGAAAGCAAUCGUGGUUAUCAACCCGUGCAACCCGACCGGCAGCUGCCUGACGGCGAGUGAAAUUAAGGACAUUAUCUCACUUGCGGCCGAGCACUGCUUCAUGGUCAUCGCCGACGAGGUCUACCAGACAAAUAUCUACGAGGGCGAGUUUUUCUCAUUCAAGCGCAUGCUGCGCGAGCUGCAGCGCGAUUUCCCGGGCAAGUACGACUCGGUCGAGCUUGCGUCGCUGCACUCGACUUCAAAGGGCAUGGUGGGUGAGUGCGGCCAGCGUGGUGGAUACAUGGAGUUGAUUGGCGUGGACCCAGAAGUGCGCGAGGAGCUCUACAAGCUGGUCUCCAUCUCGCUCUGUCCCGUGGUCACCGGUCAGGUCCUGACGGAGCUGAUGGUCAACCCGCCCAAGGAGGGCGACGAGUCUUAUCCGCUUUAUAAGCAGGAGUACGACACUAUCUACACCAGACUCAGAGAACGUGCGCUCACGCUCUUUGAAGCAUUUAAAGAGAUGGAAGGUGUCACCUGUCAACAACCAAAGGGCGCAAUGUACCUCUUCCCCACCAUAACCCUUCCCCCCAACGCCAUCAAGGAAGCCCAACGCCGAAACGAAGAACCAGACGAGUUCUACUGCAUGCAACUACUUGAAUCCACUGGCGUAUGCGUCGUGCCUGGCUCCGGCUUUGGCCAAAAAGACGGCACGUUCCAUUUCCGAACUACGUUCCUUGCUCCCGGAAAGGAGUAUGUCGACCGGAUGCUCCAAUUCCACAAAGAAUUUUUGAAAAAGUUCUCAUAG
Messenger RNA from Myxozyma melibiosi, 1488 nucleotides. RefSeq names its product pyridoxal phosphate-dependent transferase. The transcript has 2 exons. Gene Ontology annotation, biological process: biosynthetic process. The record is from RefSeq and is a predicted model, not a curated record. NCBI's taxonomy places the organism in Eukaryota, Fungi, Ascomycota, Lipomycetes, Lipomycetales, Lipomycetaceae. Gene Ontology annotation, molecular function: pyridoxal phosphate binding; L-alanine:2-oxoglutarate transaminase activity. The coding region runs from base 1 to 1488 and encodes 495 amino acids.